AUUUCAAAUUUGGUUCGAAGUUCAAAGGUCAAGGCUUUAACCCCGAGCCGUGUACAAAGUUUAUUUUGGUUUAUUAUUUUUGUCAUCAAUAAUGGCUGGAAAUGCUGACAACCAAAACUUUUGGGACUGGUUUGUGGCCUUCAGAAGUCCUGCUGAAAUCAAGAAGAAUCAUCCAGAGUUUCUAAUGUGUGAACUCUGCUUUUUCAUUUGCUCAAUAUUGACAUUCCUACAUGCCCAGCGUGUUGGAGGCAGGUUCAAGUACCUCUGGCUGGGGGUCAUACUGCAUGGACUCUUUGUGGAGAUGGUCAGCUACUGGAUGCCGGAUAUUGACAGCUUCUGGCAUGCUCAGGGAAUAUUUAUGUUCCUUGGCAAGCGACUUCCUCUCUACGUUGUUUGUCUCUAUCCAGUAUUCCUUUACACGGCCAGUGUGGUAGUUGCCCACUCAGGAAUGAAGUGGUGGGCUCAACCCCCUGCAGUCGGUCUGACCGUUGUUAUGCUCGAUCUCCCAUACGAUAUUCUGGGGAUCAAGAAUCUCUUCUGGACGUGGCACGACACUGACCCAAACAUCUACGAUCGUCACUACUGGGUUCCCUGGACCAGUUAUUUCUUCCAUGCAACUUUUGCAUGUGGCUUCACGGCCGUGUUUCAAGCCAGCCACAAACUUCUGGCUCCCAAUAAAGAGACCUAUCAACAUGCAGGUCUCUGUCAUGAGACGCUGUGUAUGCUGCUGGCGGCCAUGUUCGGGUUCCCCCUGGGCGUGCUCCAGUUUGUGUUCCUCUACCACCCCCUCCAUGACACGUACCACAUCCACACGGAGGUCUGCGUCAUGGUCCUGCUAAUCGUGUAUGGUCUCAUAGUCUGGCAGGGGGACCGGCACGGACAGAGGAAGGAGAUCUUCAAACGAAAAUGGUUCCUGGAUGAGAUAAUGACGGAGGUGAUUAUCCACUAUACAUACUUCCUGUACCUUGUGUUCACCUCCAAGCCAGAGAACAUUGAGGCCACAGGUGUACAUGAACCAGUCGGGCCUUGCAAUGUCACACAACCAGUCCAGACACCGUUUGGAGCGGUUUUAUCGAAAAGCAAGUACCUCUGCCUAGAGAACUACCAUGAGGAUGUUUUUGACUUCCACUGCGUGAAGGGGUUACCCGCCCCUGGCAGCCACUGGUACACAAUCUGCGGCACGCCGUAUGAGAACCACAUGGAGUACAUCGUGGUGAUAUGUACCGUCUGCUUCCUGGGCCUCACAUGGUGCCUUAGCAACCUGUUGUCAGGGCCUCUACCGGGACAUAAACACCACCAAAAGAUCCCAAAUACCAAGAAGCAGAACUAGUCUAUUCUCUUUUUGUCCCCUACCGGUGAAACCGGAGGGGACUUAUGGUUUGCGCUCUGUCUGUCAGUCAGUCUGUCUGUCACACUUUUCUGGAUCCUGCGAUAACUUUAAAAGUUCUUCAUAUUUUUACAUGAAACAUGGAUAGAUGGCAAUAUGGAGAUUAUGCAUGUCAUUUCAUUUUGUUUCUACAUCAAGAAUUCUGGUUGUGAUUGCAACAAAUAAAAAAACACAAAAACAACGACAAUGUUAGAGUUUCACCGGUAGUGGACCAUAUUGCCUGGCAAUCUCUUGUUUAAUAAGUCAUUCUAAAAAAAUAAAAUGCACCACCUUCUAGCAUUCCUUAUGAAUGAGAACUUGCCAAAAUGUUGAACCAAAAUAUUAAACAUCAUAUUCCCUGGGCCAUACCAAUACAAGAUUCAGAACUUCUUAAACCUAAUUUUUCUAUAAAAAAUGGAUUUAUGCAAUUGAACUUUUCUUUUUGAAGGGGCAUUUUGCAGCUUGUUAAACAAGCAUUAUUGCUAAACAUUUUGUCCAAAGGCAUCUAGGAAAUUUAAAUGUGGCAAUAACAUGUGCAAAUUUUCAUUUAAGAAGUUGUUAAAGUUUUAAAUGAAAAAUUAAUUUUGAUAUCAAAUACAUUAAAACUAUUUUGUACAAGGCAUUAUCACUAGAAAAAGCCACUUCAGCAAAUUAUUCCUACAAAAAUAAUAAGAAUUAUGAAGAAAUCAUGGCCGGGAUGUUGACAUCUGGCUUCAACUUUUAGCAGAACUUCUAGUCAUUUUUUUAGUCUUUUCACAGAACAAUUAUCCAACAAUGAACCAAUCAAAAUUAGAUGAAUAUAAACACCAAAUUCUACUCUGAAUUUAAGUAUUGUGGUAUGGUUAAGGUAAACGUAGAAUAAAAAGAUUGCUUCUUUGUACAGCAUCAAGCAACCUAGCUUCAAAAUCAUCAUUCUUUUCUGAUCACUGUAAGUAUGUCAGAUUGUUUUUCAAUUGAUUUAUUGAGAAAAAGCUCUCUUUAAAAACACUUCAAUUCUUGUUUUCCUGGUAUUUGGAUUUAUUUAUUUGUUUGUUGUGGUUGUGGGGUGGUUGGGGUGGUGAUUCAAAAUUAGGUUUUGAGAGCUGAGCUUGAUAUUUGUUGACUUGCUGGCCUGGCAUUACGAAAAUUAAAAUCAUCUGACAUAACUCAAACUUUAUUUAAGUGUUUAACCUAUAAGUCUGAAAUGAUGGCUACGAAACUUCCCACUUAAGAUCUUAAUUGAUUACAAAAUUGGUAAAGCAAACACACCCCAAAAACUAUAUCAAGAGAGAAAUUCCUGUUCUUAUCGACUUUUAUAACAGAACACCAGCUAUAAACAUACCAUGAUUGAAACUUAGAUCAACGCCUUGGAACACUAAAUGCAAACUCGUUAUUUGGGUGGUUUCAUCAUUUAAUCAAAUAAUCAUGAUUAACAGUGCCAUGAUGUGACACUUGUAAGUGUAUGUCAACAAUUGUUCAUGUCUUAAAGAAGAUAUAAUUUUCGUCAGCCAUGAAACAUAUGUAGAGUUGUGUAGUUCUAUACUAUACAAUCUAAUUUAUUAUAAAUAUAUAUUUUCUUGUGGAUUCAGUUUAAUACUAAUUUAUUUGUUUAUACAAAUAAUCGAUUUUAUUGAUUUUAAAUGAUCAGACAAGUUUCACAUUCUCAAUUCUAGAAAGAAUUUAUUGAUGAAUCGAAAACAAGGUUCAGGAUGUGCAUUAAAUUAUACCCCCGCAAACGUAGUUUAGGGGGUAUAUAGGAGUGAACUUGUCGGUCGGUCGGUGGGUCGGUCGGUCUGUCUGUCUGUCGGUCCGUAUUAAGUGUCUGCUCUCUAAUUCAAGUAGUUUUCAUCCGAUCUUCACCAAACUUGGUCAGAAGUUGUAUCUACAUGACGUCUAGGCUAAGUUCGAACAUGGGCCUUGCCGGGUCAAAAACUAGGUCACGGGGUCACUUAGUGCGUUUGAAACAUUCAGCAUGUUGUCCGCUCUCUAAUUCAAGUAGUUUUCAGUUGUAUCUAGAUGAUCUUAAGGCCAAGUUCGAACAUGGGCCUUGCCAGGUAAAAAACUAGGUCACGGGGUCACUUAGUGCAUUUUUAAACAUUCAGCAUGGUGUCCUCUCUCUUAUUCUAGUAGUUUUCAUCCGAUCUUCACCAAACUUGGUCAGAAGUAUUAUCUAGAUGAUCUGAAGGCCAAGUUCGAACAUGGGCCAUGCCAGAUCAAAAACUAGGUCACAGGGUCACUUAGUACGUUUUACACAUUGAGCAUGGUGUCCGCUCUCUAUUUCAAGUAGUUUAAAUCCGAUCUUCACCACACUUGGUCAGAAGUUGUAACUAGAUGAUGUCUAGGUCAAGUUCGAACAUGGGCCAUGCCGGGUCAAAAAUUAGGUCAGGGGGUCACUUAGUGUGUUUUAAACCUCACCAUGUCCUCCGCUCUGUAAUUCAAGUAGUUGUUAUCCAAUCUUCACCAAAAUUGGUCAGAAGUUGUAUCUUGAUAAUGUCUAGGGCAAGUUUGAAAAUGGGUCAUGCCGGGUCAAAAACAAGGUCACGGGGUCACUUAGUGCGUUUGAAACAUCACAAUGUUGUCCGCUCUCUAAUUCAAGUAGUUUUCAUCCAAUCUUCACCAAACUUGGUCAGAAGUUGUAUCUAGAUGAUGUCUAGGUCAAGUUUGAAUAUGGGUCAUGCCGGGUCAAAAACUAGGUCACGGGGUAUCUUAGUGCGUUUUAAACCUCACCAUGUUGUCCGCACUCUAAUUCAAGUAGUUUUCAUCCAAUCCUCACCAAACUUGGUCACAAGUUUUAUCUAAAUGAUCUCUAGGACAAGUUUGAACAUGGGCUAUUCCGGGCCUAAAACUAGGUCUCCUGGUCACUUAGUGCGUUUUUUAACAUUCAGCAUGGUGUCCUCUCUAAUUCAAGUAGUUUACAUCCGAUCUUCACCAAGCUUGGUCAGAAGUUUUAUGGAGAUGAUCUUAAGGCCAAGUUAGAACAUGCGUCUUUCUGGGUCAAAAACUAGGUCAAGGGGUCACUUUGUGCGUUUUAAAAAUUGAUCAUGGUGUCCGCUGUUUUUUGUGAAGACGACAUGCAAAAUAUUAUGUGUCAAUGCGGCAUGUGGGGGUAUUCGUCACGUCUGUGACAAAGCUCUAGUUUCAUUUGAUUGUAUCUUAUAAUGAAAUACCAAUUUAACUAGGCUAGUGUUCUUGUAUUUAUAGAUUUUUGUUGAGACUUGCAGUAAACAUAUUGCUGCAAAACCUUAAUACAAAUAUUAAAAAUCAUAAUCUUAAAUGAACCCAUUCCCACUUUGUGACCAGAAUGUGUAUAGUUGGGACCAAUUUUUUUUUCAAACGGCAAGUUGCAAGAGUAAAGCAUACUUUAAGUAGAGCUGAAGGUUAAUUUAAUUAUGCAAAUAUAUCAUAUAUUAUAUGAGAAAUAAGGUACAUGUGUUUAUACAAUGAUCUAAUGAUAAAUCUCUGGUAUGUACACACAGAAGCUGCAUUGAAUAGAAAGACAAUUAACAUCUUUUGUGUUGUAGUGGUGGUUUGGGGGGCAUCAAUUUCAAUUAAAAUCAAAUCUUAUGUGUUAUGUUUCAAUUUCGGUUUUGACUUGUUAGUAAUCUUUGGUAAACGUCAAUGGAAAUUUACUUUCACGCCUUUCAAUAAGUAGCACACGGAUAAUUAAUGACAAUUGUCUACUAAUUAAUGUGUUUUACAACUUGUGAAUAAUUGCGGUUCGUUCUCUAAACAAGUUACCAAAUGUUACCACUUUUAAGCAGAAAUCAAAAUGGUAACGAUCAAGUAAUACAAUAUGUUUUAAAUUAUGUAAAUGCCCAGGAUUCUUUUUCUAUUAAAGAUCAAAUGCCAUAGGGAGAACAUAAUUACAACAAAUGAAUACUUGAAGGUAAUGUUUUGUUAUUCAGACAGCUGUUGUUGCAUGUUCUCAUUUUGCAAUUUCGAUAAUUGGUCAAUUGUUUCCAUCAAUGCAAAAUUACCUUGCAUCAGCUGCAAUCAUAUUGUAACGAUAAAUGUCACUACAUAGAUACCAUGCUAUUAUAUCGUUUACUAUUGUUAUUGUGUAUUAUUUCAUGGGACUUCAUUGGAGCUGUUUACAAGCUCCAUCUCUGUUUACACCAACAAUAUAGUUAUCCCAAAACAUUGAUAUUAUUGUACAAUUAUUUUCUACGGAUUCCAUUUGUAGUACACAUACUUUGUUAAACUUAAUGGGAGAUAAUUAGUGUGUAGCUAUUUGUAUCACUGAUUAAACACAUCUGCAAUUUGUUUUUCUAAGCAAAUACAGUUCGGAAGACAAUGACAAACAUUUUGUUAAGAGUAUGCUAAUUGCCAAAACUUACAGAUGGGUACGCAAGUUCCCUUCUAAAUUAUUUGUAUAUUGAUAAAGUAAAACUUAAUGAAAUAAACCACAAUCAAUUUACAAUGCCAAUUAAACAACCAUGAUCUUAAAUGAUUUAUUUUCAAUUGACAAAAAUCAUGAUGUUCAUGACAGUAACAUUAUAAAAAAUGGCUAUUUUAUGAUUGUAAAGUCUAUUUUGUAUUUUAAAAUUAGAUUUGGAAACAUAUCCAACUAUACAAAAAUGUUUCUUAAAAAAUCAAUCACCAAAUUAAGCAAAAUUUUGAUAUUUUAUUGAAUAUUUUAUUCAAGGAACUUUAUAAUAUCUCUCAAGACUCUACCAGCUUCCACAUCGUAAGCCAUGUUGUUGAUUUGUAUUAUCAAGGAAGCUAUAUCUUCAAAACUUGAUAUUGGGAAUGUGAAAUGUGUCUAUUUUUGUAAAAAGAUUGAUUAAAAGUGUGCUGUAUGUAUGAACAAUAUUGCAAUAUAUAUUUAUUGCACAAAGCUUUCAAUGUUAAACACGUAAUAUUUUAUGUUUAAAAGUGUUCUUGUUCAUGGUCAAUGUCACAAGGUUGGGGUGUUAUAUUUGUUAUAUAUGGCUGAAUGAAUGUACACAAUAAUAAAUGAAAUGUUUACUUUGUUAUGAUUAAUUGAUUGACCAUUUACUUUUGCAUCUGAUUAAUCAAUAGGUACUUUAAGGUCGCUGUGACGGAACGGAUAUGAUGUCAACCUAGCGACCGGGCGGUCACGGGUUUGAUCCCCACAGGAGGGUUCUCUUUAAUCAUCCCCAAACACAUUAAGUACUUGUUCUAGUCCCAAAAAACGGACUCGAGAGAGUUUCAAUAAGUCUUAGGCUGUUGAUGAAAUCGAGCUAAAAUAAAUAGGUUUAAACUAAAAACUAGUAGAUAUUUUGAGUGCUGAUUCCAACCACUUAUGACUAGCUUUAGAGAAUUAUAACAUCAAUCAAGCAACUUGUUCACAGUUGUGCAAUAUUACAAUUUUCAAAAAUAAUGGGGAAAUACUUAAGACACAUACCGGGAACCCUACUAAAAUGUGUCUCAAAGGAUGAAAUGAUCAUUGCAUUGAAAACCAAUUGCUUUUCAUCACUUAAACAAUCGGUUAUCUACCUAUGCGAAUCUGUAUUUUGUGUUUUUAUUUGUGUUGAGUUUUGUUCUUGUCACUUUUGUUAUGUAUUUUUUCUGGUACAUAUUUCUUAUUGUUGAUUACUUCCUUUUAAAUUGCGGAAGAUCAAAGGUAAAACAAUCAGUGCAUGAUUUCAUAAAUUAAAUCACAAAUCAAAAAGUG
Molecule: messenger RNA, 6983 nt
Organism: Dreissena polymorpha
Lineage: Eukaryota; Metazoa; Mollusca; Bivalvia; Myida; Dreissenidae
Exons: 8
Coding region: 92-1330 (412 amino acids)
Source: RefSeq, a predicted model, not a curated record